Molecule: messenger RNA, 1531 nt
Organism: Brassica napus (rape)
Lineage: Eukaryota; Viridiplantae; Streptophyta; Magnoliopsida; Brassicales; Brassicaceae
Product: protein TIC 20-IV, chloroplastic-like
Exons: 1
Source: RefSeq, a predicted model, not a curated record
ACUGACUUGUGUCUUUACUUUGCAUCAGCAUCAUCUAAACAUCUCUCUGGUCAUGGUUGGCCGCCCUUUGAUGACGGUUUUGGGAGACGUCGACGACCUCGACAGAGACCAUCAAAGCCUGCGUUCAAAGAUGACUUCUUCAAAAUCAAACUGCCUAAUAUCGCCGAGAGACCUGAAUGGUGGUGGAGGACACUGGCUUGUAUCCCUUAUCUGAUAUCCCUCCAAGUAUCUGACGUCGGAAUCUACGUCCGACCUUUUCUAGAAAAGUACGACGCCACUGGAAACAUUAUUAAAUUCAUCCCCGGAGCGAUAACCAGAUGGCCGAGGUGGUUCUUCAUGCAGUACUGUUACUUGGGUUGCACGUUCUUGGUGAAGAACAAAGAACUGCCUCAUUUUUUUAGGUUUCACGUGAUUAUGGGUAUACUUCUCGAAACAGCUCUUCAGAUCAUAUGGUGCACCAGCGAUUUCUUCCCGUUGAUUCAUUCCAGAGGAAGGCUUGCGAUGUAUUACGAGACGGCGAUGGGAUUCGCAUACAUCUGUCUGCUUCUUGAAUGCAUACGGUGCGCUCUCGCUGGAGUUUAUCCUCAGAUUCCUUUCGUGGCCGAUGCUGCUUCCAUUCACACUCGAGACACCACUAGGGUGAAAAGAUGAUACUCAUGGUGUUGCAUACUUGAUAUAGGAUUUAUUUGUUUUCAUUUUGUUCGCUUGGAUGAUGAUGGUACUUAGUAAAUAAGUUUGAAGAUAUCAGUUUGUAAUCGACCACGAUGGUGUGUGUGUGAGAGGGAGAGACUUGUUAACUAAACCUUGAUGUGAAUUAAAAUUCUUGUUCUGGAAUAUAAGCACAUUCUGACGAUCUUCUAAAUUUUUCCAGAGUCCUUAAUGGCCAUUGCGCUGAAAUGUUAUUUGUUUCGUAUCAGAAUGGCCUUUUCUUCACUCCACCCACCUCUCCAUACAGCCUCCCAAGUCAAUAAUACUCUAUUCCCUGAACCAAACAACUGCUUUUAAAGUUUUUCUAUAUAAAUAUGUUAGUUCAGUUUCACAAAAAAAGAAACAUCAAGAUUACUUAUUAGUGUUUUUUUUUCAAAAUGAAGACUUUCUAUCUUUUAAUAUAUUUAUAGACUAAAUUCGUAGUGUUACCAUUAUUUGAAUUUAAUGUAAACCGGCCUAGUUAAUGUUAAAAUCAUUUACAUUUCACACUCAAUCCGCUUUGGUUUUACGUAAACCAGCCUAUAGAACCGGUCUAAUGUGUAUUUGGGCUUUAAUAGAAAAGCCCAAUAAGACUGCAGACUCACUCAAGUUCGAGAAAGUUCCUUAAAACCGACUUAGAAAAUACAUCAGGUAGAUUCGAUUCAUUCAUAUUUCUUGCACGUAAAGAUACUCUAAUUUUGUGAAUUUUUCUUUUUGAUUUUAUUUUAACAUCGAAACCUAAAAAGAGCCUCCUCCCGAGGUUUCCGCCGGUAAAGAAACUAUGCAGGGUUUGGCGGCGACCACCACCACCAACCUUGGCUCUCUCACUUUUCUCGCUCCCAGG